Messenger RNA from Microstroma glucosiphilum, 1347 nucleotides. Its product is annotated as 2-phosphoglycolate phosphatase. The record is from RefSeq and is a predicted model, not a curated record. Bases 244 to 1245 code for a protein of 333 amino acids. Gene Ontology annotation, molecular function: alkaline phosphatase activity; phosphoglycolate phosphatase activity. NCBI's taxonomy places the organism in Eukaryota, Fungi, Basidiomycota, Exobasidiomycetes, Microstromatales, Microstromataceae. The transcript is spliced from 3 exons.
CUCUGCUCCUCCUCCCGUGCCUCCUGAUUUCCCACUUUGUCACCCAGCUCGCCUCGCGCAUAGAUUUGCAAUAUGAUUGAUUCCUCUACGGGCUCCACCACGACAUUCUGACAAAUUGACAAUACAUACAUACGAGUAUGGACUUUCCUUGGAACGCUAUUCUUUUCCUUUCUUUUUCCUUUUUUUUUGACUUGGCGGUUUGGACUGAUCCUACUGCUACGCUACUGCUGCUGCGCCAGCUCGAUGGGGGAUUGCUGGGAUGGGAAGGGACGGGGAGGCAAAACCUUUGAGCACCUCACAACCCCCCAUCAAUACUCUUCUCUCCUCUCCUCGUACGACGUUUGGCUCUUUGAUUGCGAUGGAGUUCUAUGGUCUGGAGAUGAUUUGAUUCCUGGAGCAGUCAGUGUAUUGGAAAAGUUGAGAAAGUGGGGAAAGGAAAUUGUCUUUGUGACGAAUAAUGCUAGUAAGAGUAGGGGGAGUUAUUUGAAGAAGUUUGAGAAAUUGGGGAUAAAGGCAGAGGUGGACGAGAUCUUCUCAUCUUCAUACGCAGCAGCAGCCUACCUAAAGCGAGUCCUCAACUUCCCUUCAGACAAAAAGGUCUAUGUGAUCGGCAUGGAGGGCAUCGAGGAGGAGCUCGACGCCGAGGGAAUCGCCCACGUCGGUGGCACCUCUCCUUCGGACAAUGUCUUUCUCCCCACCCUCGACUUUUCCAGCUUACAGUCUGAAGAAGCACUAGACCCAAGCGUGGCGGCAGUGGUGUGCGGAUUCGAUAUGCAUCUCUCGUACAUCAAGUUGGCAAAGGCUCACAAGCAUCUCACUCGUCCUGGUGCCGGUGAUACAGACUCGAUCAAGGAAGGAUCACCCAGUGGGGGUGGAUGCCACUUCAUCCUCACAAAUGACGAUUCGACUUUCCCCGCCAAGGGUGGACCCUGGCCAGGUGCAGGAUCACUAAGUGCCCCCCUCCUCUUCUCCACAAAAAGAACACCAACGAUCAUUGGUAAGCCUCAUCAGCCUAUGUUGGAUACGAUUCUCGCAGCUAAACACUUUGAUCGGUCCAAGGCAAUCUUUGUGGGAGAUCGACUGGAUACGGAUAUUGAAUUUGCUGUAAAUGGGGGAAUUGCGAGAUUGAUGGUGCUCACUGGGAUUAGCACUAGGGAGGAGAUUGAGGGGGAGGACAAGAAGGUCGUGCCGGACUUUUUGAUUCAGUCGCUGGGCGAUUUGGACGUCGUAGAGGAUGAGAAGUGAGAAGAGGGGCAUAGAUAGACGGUCUCAAACUAGAGUGGGAAUAGAAGGGAAUCUGCUUUUCAUCUCUACAGUGGGAUGCGCUGCAUCUACAAUGGGUAGACG